Molecule: messenger RNA, 7188 nt
Organism: Lytechinus variegatus (green sea urchin)
Lineage: Eukaryota; Metazoa; Echinodermata; Echinoidea; Temnopleuroida; Toxopneustidae
Product: protogenin B-like
Exons: 19
Coding region: 378-4373 (1331 amino acids)
Biological process (GO): axon guidance; cell-cell adhesion
Cellular component (GO): axon; plasma membrane
Molecular function (GO): protein binding
Source: RefSeq, a predicted model, not a curated record
ACACUGGUUCAUGGACUCCCAAAUAUGAGCAAUAAUCAUUUUAUUCAUGCAGCUUUGAUGACUUCCCAAUUUCCGAAGAAAAACUUUUGUAAAUGGUCAGCAACAUUUGACCGGAGGGGUGACGUUAUGUAGCGGAAGAGCCCAUACGUCAAAUAGUUCGAUGCUCCUCGCGCGCUGAGUUACCAUUCGGCAAUGUCGAGGUCAAGUGUUCGCCACACCACUGGCCGAAGGUCUUUGUAUCCCUCCUCGGCCUCUGAAUUUGUAGUUCGUCAUAAUAACUUCGGACAAUCCAAUUUGUGCUACAAUGAAACCAUUGGCGUAGUGGACACCACAAGAGCAUGGAAAAAUUACGUUUUUAAAUCGGGAAAACAGCCUUUAUGGCGAUGCAACGUUGUCGUCGACAAGCGUGGAUAAUAUUCCUGUGCAGUGUUAUUUUAGGAGGCACAACGGUUUAUAGUAACGUCAUUAUUAGGAAACCUCAAGAUGUGAUAGCGUUUCCAGAGGAGCCCCUGACAUGGAAUUGUCAGGCGGACUUCAGGUUCGUGGAUACACCAGACCAUGGACCGUUCGAGAGAGUAUGGGCAUUUGGCCAUCAAAUUGGCCAUCAAAUUUUGAACUCUACAAUGAACGAGCACAAGUAUGUGCUAUCAAAUGGGUCACUUUACAUAGAUAGCGUGGUGGCCCAAAGAGACAGUGGGACUUACAGGUGCUGUGUCAAAAACAUAACAGGGAUUCAGUGCAGUCAGGAAGCACUUCUCCAAAUUGCUGAACUACCUCAAUUUGUAACUCAACUCGAGCCUACAAUAGCUUAUCAGGGAGGGGUCGCCAGGUUUCAAUGUGAUGUGUAUGGUGUCCCUAAAGUUAAUAUAACAUGGAAACAUAUCAAGAGUGGCAGUGACAGAACAAAUAUUGGAAAAGAUAGGAUCAGUGCAAGGCAUGUAGUCCUACCAAAUGGCAUUCUUCAAAUUCACAAUGUAACGCAGGAAGAUGAGGGCAGAUACAAGUGCAUUGCAUCCAACUCGUUACAGACAGUGCGAAACAACUCUGCAACGUUAUCAGUGCUACCUCAAGUUAUGUCUCAGAUCCCAGCAUCUGAGCCAUACCUCAUGCAAGGCCCUGUAUCUCAACGAUUGUUACCGGGGGAAGAUGCUCUUUUAGAAUGUCUGGUGGAAGGAUCACCUCUGAUUGUCACCUGGAGUAGAAAAGACGGGCGUUCUAUCCGAAGGGAUGAUGUCAGCUAUCCCGGAGGAAGUAAUCUUUUGAUAAGAAAUGUUCGUUUCUCACUGGACAAUGCCACGUAUCGCUGUCAAGCUACAAACCCACAAACUGGCCAGUCUAUCGUAGCUGAAGCGAAGUUGGAUAUCAUGUCUCCACCAGUCAUUACCCAUGCACCUUCAGUCUACCACAAGCCCAUAGGUAGCAGGAUCCGAUUCUAUUGUGUGGCAACGGGAAUGCCGCAACCACAGAUCAGAUGGCUUCAUGAUGGGAUACCCGCCACCAUUGAUGACUUCCAUAGCCAUAUGAUUGACAAUGACUAUGUGAUCUCACAACUAUGGUGGGAAGAUAAAGGCAUCUAUCAGUGUGAAGCCAAGAAUGAUGCAGGUAGUGCUGUAGUUACUGCAGCGGUCACCAUCAAUAAAUAUGAUGACAAGGAAUACCCCAGUCAUGUGACUAACCUGACCAUCAGUUCAAUCUCAAGUCGUAGGAUGAGAGUAACGUGGGAUCCUCCUGACUACCUGCCUGGUCCAGUCAUCGCAUACCAUUUAUAUUGCAGGGCAAAACAAGAGUAUUCAAGAGUAAUUGAAAAGGUGGUGUACACCCUGUCAUUUGAACUGACUGACUUGGAACCUUUCACUGAAUAUUGGAUCACCGUUCAGUGCUUCACGGAGAAGGCACCGUGUCCAAGGUUUACAAAAAAUGUGACGACAGCACAGGAUGUUCCAUCUGGUAGUCCAGAGUUUUCCUUGGCGAGUGAGAGCCCAACCACCAUUACCGUUACAUGGGAUAGGCUUUUAAGGUAUCGUGCUAAUGGUAUCAUCAUCAGCUAUGGCAUCACUUACUGCCGUGUUGGUAGUGUGUAUUGCAACGUUACAACGGUAGAGGGGGACCUUCAGGAGUACACUCUCCAUGGCCUGACACCAAAUUCUAACUACAGUGUCAGCAUGGCCGCAGCGACCGAGAUCGGGCAGGGGAGAUACUCAGGCAAUGGUACAGUGGCAACGCCCAGGAACAUUAAUGAAACAACCCCCAAGCCACCAUUACAUUUGCAAGUUGUCCCAGUGAAUCACACUACAUUGAGAGUAAGUUUUCAGCCAGCACCAACCCCACCAAUCAUAGAGGGCUACAAGCUAAUGGUAUCUUUGAAUUUGGCUAAUGAUUGGGCAACAUUCCUGUUACCUUUGGACACCAUGGAAUACUACGUCACAGGCCUUGAUCCAAACACAAUGUACAAUGUACAUGUUCUCGGAUUUAACAGCUUUGGUGAUGGCCGGCCGUCUGCUCAAACAAUCAAGACAUUAGUAAGACCAGUGAUUAUAAACCCCAACGUGGAUACCUUACCUCCCCCUUUCUACUACAAUGGAACUGGUAAAUCAGGGAGAACCAUCCUCAUCCAGUGGGAGGAACCUCUCACAAACAAGAAGAUCACAGCUUUUAAGAUUGAGUAUGAGGUCAAGGGGUCAAAUCAAUCAUUCAUUGUGGAAGUGGAUGGGUCUACACAUGAGUUGCUGCUGACGGACCUGAAGCCAUUUACAGAGUACACCUAUCGUAUCCAAUCUGUUGGCACGUUGACGUACCCAGGUCCAUUUAGCCCUACAGCACGAGCAAUGACGCUUGAAGAUAAACCAUCAGACCCCCCAUCAGCAGUGCAGGCCAGCCCAGUAAACUCCAACACAGUAGAAGUCAGUUGGAGACCACCUGCUAUACCCAACGGGAUCAUCACUCGCUAUACAGUCAUGUAUCAGAGAGACCCAUCCCUCCCUGAAGAGAGCUGGGAGUAUGAACAGAAAGAUGGUUCUCUGCAUCAUUCUACAAUUGAGAGUUUGACUAGUGAUACCAAGUAUUACUUCAAGGUGAGGGCGGGUACCCAGGCCGGUGAUGGUCCACCUACAGAUGCUGUAGCUGCACAAACUCUUCCUGUUAAUAUCGAUAAAACUAACCCAACAGGCACUCUUCAGCAAGGCAUCCUGAUAGGAGUGUGCUUGUCUUUAGUCUGUAUCUGCAUUUGUACUGCUCUUAUCACAUACAGAUUUAGACAUGUGUUAUGGAGGAGAAGAUCUCGUCCUACACAGUGCAGCUGUAGAUCAGUGGGAAACAGUGGGCCCUGUGUUCACUACCACAGCAAUGGCUACCCGCAGCGUGUCUACAUGUCUGUACCCAACAGUGAUGAGAUGGGGGAUACCACCCUACCGGUUCUCACAUGCCAUGAGAACAGCCAAGAGGGCACACCACCUCACUUUCAGAAUGGAUAUGUUCCUAAUUGGUACCACACCCAUCUUGAUGGUAGCAGCUACACCCCUGUCAUUAAUGGGCAUGGCCCUCCAGGAGGCAAUGGGUUAGGGCCUCUUGUGGGCAAUGGACAUUGCAGUCCACCCAGAGGGAAUGGCGCUCCCAUGGGAAAUGGCCAUGGGCCUCCGAGGAUUAACGGACAUGGCCCACCCAGAAUGAACGGCCAGCCUGGAGGUUUGAUGGGCUGGCAGAAGAGAGAGGGGUACUCACCCCAGCCACCCCGUGAGAUAGAAGAGGGGUGCGAAGAAGAGAGAUCCCAUAGUGGGAGCUCUGCUCAUGGAUCGGGUCUCCUAAAUCACUCUCAGGAAUAUAAUAGUCAGGAGAUACCAUGUAUGGGUACUGAGCGUCAAGAAGUUGUAAUCCCGUCAAACUCAUCUACCUCACAAGCUGAACUCUCGGGAACAAAAUCUCUAACCUCUUUACAAUCGACUGCUUCGUUGAAAGACAAUAGUAUGAAGGAUAGCAGUCAAGAUAGCAUCACUGUUCUACCUCCCACCUUCUGUAAAGUGUCUGCCAGUAUUACACCCCCAAGCCAGGGACAUAUCUCAGGAGCUCAUUCCUCUGGGACGGGGAUAUCCUCUGAUGGUGAUGGGAUAGCCAUGCCCUCUCAGACAGCCACCGGCCACAGAUUACCUCCAGCACGCUGCGUGGAUCCUCAACGGGUAUCGGCACAGGGUCACGUCAUGCCUGUCAGCUGUGGCAGGGGAUCGCCGCCCAGUGGUGCUCAGGACCCACAUGGUGCUGAUCCAUGGGAGAGAUGGACACCGCCCAUGUCUGAGAUGUCAUGUCCCAGGGAGGCUGAAGAACACAUGAGCGAAGAGACACCAAUUGAACCAAACAGGACAGUGAAAACAUGCACGGUGUGAUCAUUGGUCAUACAUUCUCUUUACUAUUUACCUCAAACUGUGAUGAAGACCUGCUGAAGUAACCUCUUCAGUCUCUACCUAUAGUUUAAAGGAAACCAACUCAGAAUUGAACCAUCUGUCUCAUGCUUCCUAUUCUUUGAACCUUCUUUUUUCUCUGUGCUGUUGCACUGUGAUCAUUCCGUGUGUCCCACCAGCAGACAGAGGGAGCUCGUAUGAAGACGGGUAUAAAACAUUUCAGGAGUCCCUGUGUCUGUGUAUAUACUUUUAGCAGGCUUCAUCAUCAUCUAUUGCUCAGUUCCAGUGUACUCUUGAAUAUUUCAGAGGCUCGCUGGCUUACUGCCAGUACCAUUAGGGCUUGUGUUUGAGCAACCAGGACAAUCUCACCACCUUUCUCACCUCGUGUCCACUUGAGUAUUGCUCGGAGACCAUGUUGCAGAGUUUAUAUUCUUCAAGAUGCCCUCCAACAUAGAAGAUUAAAAAGAAUUUUUUGUUAUGUUUGCCUAUCUCAGGGAUAUUACCUUCUGUGUCUAAAAACUCUCUUGAAAUGAGGAGAGUAGAAAUGAUGCUUGUAGCCUUUAAGUCCCCUCAUUUUUAGAGGAGGAGGGGCAGAGGCUGGUCUGUAUUAUAUUGAUAAAAAUGGACAAAAUUGGAUGAUAUGAAAAUGUAAUUGUGAGGAUAUAUUUUCUCUGUCUGGCAUUUGCUCUUGAUGAAACAAAGUAUUUUCCUUCUCGAGCUGCAUUGUGUUCUAUCAAGGAGAAUUCAUAUUGUCAGAUGAACAAAUGCAUCAUCAUCUGCUAGAGUGCAGUGCGGUGCAUUUGACACUGCCUGGAUGAUUGCAUAUAUAAUAUAUACAUUUAUAUAAAUAUAUAUACAUAUAUUGUGAUACCAAAGCUUGCUUGUUUUGGUGUGAUUGUUCAUUAGUAAGAGUAGUGCAAGAAGUAGUUUGAUGCUGCAUUGAUGCUGGGUUAAUGCUGCUGAAAGACCUUUUUAAAAAGGGUUUCUCUAUUACAGGAAGGAGUAGAAAUAUCUGGAAUGCUGCUAAGUAUUUUCUUUGUGCUCGUAUCAUUUGCGUUAAAGAUUUGUAUUGUGUAAAACUGUACCUAUACAUCAUAUGCUGAUAAAUUCCUGCUGUAAAGUGUUUUCUUGUUGUGAUAUGUUUGUAUAAUGAGAAUUUAAUGUCAACUUGGUUUUAUAGCUGCUAUUGAAAUUAGUUGUGCACAACAUGUGUGCUCUGUUAUAGCAGUAGUUGUGGUCCUCUUAUUAAUUAUUUGACAGUUUUUCUUUACAAAAAUCCAUCAUAUUUAUGCAAUGUCCAAAUCCACAUUUUGCAUAAUUGCAUAGGAAUAGGUUAAUAAGUUGAUGGGAGAAAGUUAUUGUUGGAAAUGAAAUCAUUCAAUUCAUCUUUAAUUGUUACACAAUGGGUAAAGUCAUUUCUUUAUAAUUCACAGAAGACAGCAGUCAGGUCUUUCUUUUGAAUAUUAUAUUAACUUCUGAUGAAGUGAUCCAUUUCUACCCAAUUGACAAGGAAAAAAUAUUACCUGUAACACAAAGGUUUGCAAUGGAUAACAACUGUAAAAGAACCAUUCUGAUCGGGUUCAUGAUAAAAGUUUUAAACAGAAUGCACAUGAAACAAUGAUCCUGAUUGGUUAUUGUCAUUUAUUGAUUAAUUACACACCUUUGUGUAACAGGGCUGUGGUUAAGAUGUGCUAGCCAGUUAAUACUACCUCAUCUUUUUAAAGUAAACAAAUGGGAUUUAAAUGAUGUCAAAAUCAUCCAAAUAUCCCCAUAUAUAAAAGCUGUCAAUUAAAUAUUCAGCUAUGUUUCAAAACAAGAAUUAAAAAAAAAAAUCCAUAUUCUAUGCAUAUACUUGUUGGGGAAAAAGAAGACAACUUUAACUCUUCAUCAAUUGCGAUUGAUUGGAUAAAACUUGGACAUUCUAGAAUGUUUGACUCCUAUCAGGUGACCAUUAACUACCUUUUGUUAUUGCAUGGAGUAGUGCAAUCUGUGAAAUUACUGUAUUUCAGAAAAUAUGUAGUCUUGCAUUUGGUAAAACCUCAAACCUCAUUCUAUAUGUGGACCUCAGCUAUUGUGUGUCUCAUUCAGGAUUGUUUUAUAGAUGUAUUCAUGUAAUGCAGUGAGAGCAGAAAACAUAUUACUACAAAUUUGUAAUUAUUAACAGAUGAGAUAUUCAUUAACCUUUUCUUGUCGAGUAGAGUAAAUUUUGUAGAGUCAAAUAAAUGUCAAAUAUGGUGAACAAUGAUUUAUCCAUUGUGAUUUAUACACUACUAAAGAAUAUGUAAACCGUUUGCAAAUCCGCAAAAAACAAAUCAGUUAUUUUGGUGUACUGUCUCUUUUUUCAUAAACAGUGAAAUGAAUUAAAGCUUUCGGAAGUAUGACUUGCAAUACUUAAUGCUGAUACACUUAAAGUGAAUAUUUAUUAUAAAAAAGGUGAAAUAGUUUUUAUUUGAAAAUAAUUUUUGAUUGAAGAUAUUUUUUUUCAGGAAGGAAGUUAUCUGAAUACCGGCCAAGCCUCCCUUGAUUUAAAAUCAAAUGUUGCAAAAAAGUAUUUGCAAGAAAAUGCUGAUAACGUGAUUAUAAUCAGAAGAAUACCUCUUUAUUUAAUUUUGGCACUUUGCCUUUAGGUUUUAUGUUUUUUUAAUAAUGUUUGAAAAAGUGUUAAGUGUAUUUUAUGGGGAUUUCCAUGCCAAGUGUGUAUGUUCUUUGAAGGGAAACAAGGUCUUUUAUCAAAUUGAAUGUAUGAAUGGGGAGACCUAUAAGCAGCUUUAUACGUCAUGUGUCUUGUAAAUCAUUAUUA